Messenger RNA from Aedes albopictus (Asian tiger mosquito), 1071 nucleotides. RefSeq lists its product as uncharacterized. Lineage: Eukaryota; Metazoa; Arthropoda; Insecta; Diptera; Culicidae. The transcript has 3 exons. The record is from RefSeq and is a predicted model, not a curated record. Bases 170 to 895 code for a protein of 241 amino acids.
GUCAGAAUUAUCAGUGAUCGGUGGAAACUUAACCAAGCGUCGAAUAAGUUUAGCUCCAGAUUUUGGUCUGAGAACAUCAGCCGACGACGAACUCGAAACUUGUUACAUCCGAGUUUCGAUCCCAACGGCUGCUGUGGUGAAGUGAACAAUUCAAGUGAAACUAACAAAAAUGAUUAAGUUCGUCGCUGUUCUUGCUGUGCUGUGUGGAAUCACUGCAGGGUACAGGGUUCCGGUGCAGAAUGCCUUCAUGUACUACCAACAACCAAUGGGGUACAUGCCAUCGCAGAUAUAUGGAAUCCACUACCAGAACCAACAGCUUAAAAAUCAACGUGUAUCUGCCUUCGCUGCUGGAAACACCAUCGCCACUGGCACGUAUCUGAAGGAUUGUCAAAAUACAGAUGAUGAGAGUGACGAGGAGGCUGUUCAGGACCCGAACGUGGAAGCUGUUGCUGAAGCCAACCCAGCUGAGGUCCCAGUCGAAGACGAAUCGAACCAAGAUGCCCCGGCUGUUAACGAGACCGAGGAUGAGGAGUCAGUCGCCGAUGAACCAACUGCUGCUCCAGUUGCCCCAGCCGUAGCUCCAGCCACGGUUCCCGAGAAGAAGAAAAAAAAGGUUCCCGCCGUUCCAGUCGACUCCGACGAAGAAGAGGAACAGGUCACUAAGGGAGGUCGCCGUGGUGCCAGUGAUUCGGCUGCCCCGAAUGCUUUCUUCCCAAUCAGCUUCGGAAGUACGAGCGGUGGACCAAUUGCUAUUGCCAACUCGUACAACACCGGCAAGGAAGGUACCGCUUCCAGCACUGCUAUCGCCCACGGAAGCUCACCUACCGAUGAGCUGAGACGAGUUCCAGUUCAGCUGAAGAAGAAACCCUCUAAGCUGCAAGCAAGGAAGAUUUAAAAUAGAAUUAUGUAGUUAGGAACAGCUUAGCUCAUCCGUAGGAUGAUCAGAACAAUGGGGAAAUAGCAUUUAAUUUCUGAAGAAGUGCAAUACACACACAAUACCUAUUUAUUUUGUAAAUAACCGACUUCGUAAUUCCAAAAAAGUAUUUGAAUACAUGUGAUCACAGCAAUAUA